Molecule: messenger RNA, 6121 nt
Organism: Brassicogethes aeneus
Lineage: Eukaryota; Metazoa; Arthropoda; Insecta; Coleoptera; Nitidulidae
Source: the annotation of a GenBank genome assembly
UAUACUUUAUCGCAUGCCUCCUGUGAGCCAGCAGGACAUACGAAGCGGUAACGCGCAUGGUGCGCAGUCAAGAAGUGGAUGGUAAUCUGGUGCGGACGAAAAUUUCAACGCGCUCCCGUGUGUUUGUGUAACGAAAAUGUGAUAAGAUAACACACUUGAUACGUGUAUACAUACAAAAAAUACGACUAGCUUCUUUGUGCGAAAAAAUUAAACGAGUUAGUUGUGAUUGGCUAAAAUGACAACACUGGAACUGUACACUAAGGGUGCAAAAGUAUGGAUCCCGCACACGGAAAAGGUAUGGGAGGCGGCCGAACUGACCGAAGACUACAAGCCCAACAACGCGUCUCUGAAAGUGCUAACCGAAGAAAACGAAGAGAAAAGCUUGGCGCUAAAAGCCGAGAGCGACCUGCCGUUUUUGCGUAACCCCCAGAUUCUCAUCGGCGAAAAUGAUCUCACCUCUCUGUCGUACCUGCACGAACCUGCCGUGCUCUACAACUUGCAGGUCAGGUUCUGCCAGCACAAGGAUAUUUACACCUAUUGCGGGAUCGUGCUGGUCGCCAUCAAUCCCUACGAUGAUCUGCCGAUAUAUGAUAUCGAUACGAUCCAAACUUACCGGGGCCAGGCGAUGGGCGACCUGGAUCCGCACAUCUUCGCCGUCGCCGAGGAAGCGUACACGAAGCUGGAGCGCGAGCAACGCGACCAGAGCAUCAUCGUGUCGGGGGAGAGCGGCGCUGGCAAGACGGUCUCUGCCAAGUACGCGAUGCGGUACUUUGCCACCGUGGGGGGUAACGCCACGGAGACGCAGGUCGAGAAGAAAGUGCUGGCCAGCAGCCCCAUCAUGGAAGCUAUUGGUAACGCUAAAACGACAAGAAACGACAACAGCUCAAGGUUCGGAAAAUUCAUAGAACUCCAAUUCAACAAGCAAUUUAACAUAAGCGGCGCUUCAAUGAGAACGUACCUCCUGGAAAAGUCCAGGGUGGUGUUCCAGGCACCCGACGAAAGAAACUACCACAUUUUCUACCAACUGUGCGCCGCAAGGAAAACUCUACCAGACCUCCAUCUCGAUCACCAAAACACUUUCAACUACUUAAACCAAGGACAAAGUCCAGAUGUAAGCGGCGUCGAUGAUUUGGAGGCUUUUGAGGAAACGGUAAACGCUUUGACAAUGCUGGGAUUUACUGGAACUGAGCAAAAUGAUAUGUUCAAAAUUUUGGCGUCAGUUCUGCAUUUGGGUAACAUACAAUUCGGUGAUUGCAUCAUUAAAACACACAACGAGCAGGAUCAGGAAGGAUGUGGAAUCAAACCCAAGGAUAAACAUCUAGGCAUUCUAGCAAAUUUACUUGAAAUAGAUGAAGGCGAGAUGAAAAAAUGGCUGUGCACAAGAAAAAUCGUUUCCAUGAGAGAGGUUUUUUUAAAACCAAUGUCUGUAGGAGACGCAAUUAUGUCCAGAAAUGCUCUAGCAAAGCAUAUUUAUGCUGAACUAUUUAACUGGAUUGUGCUUGUUAUAAACAAAGCGUUGGAGUCCAAUAUUCCAAGAUACAAAUUUAUAGGUGUUUUGGAUAUCUACGGUUUUGAAACAUUCGAGACAAACUCAUUCGAGCAGUUUUGUAUUAAUUACGCAAACGAGAAGUUACAGCAACAAUUUAACAUGCACGUGUUUAAACUUGAACAGGAAGAGUACAUCAAAGAAGGCAUUGAAUGGAAAAUGAUCGAUUUUUACGACAAUCAACCUUGCAUCGAUCUCAUUGAAGCCAAACUUGGUAUUCUGGACUUACUUGAUGAAGAAUGCAGGAUGCCGCGAGGUUCAGACGCAUCAUGGACAGAAAAACUAUAUUCAAAAUGCAUGAAAUACUCCCACUUUGCUAAGGGUCGUUUCGGUCAAUCGUCCUUCGUUAUAAACCACUUUGCUGAUAAGGUUCAGUAUGAAAGCAAUGGUUUCUUGGAGAAGAACCGUGAUACGAUAAUCGAAGAACAAAUAAAUGUUAUAAAAUCCAGCAGAAAUAAUUUGGUUAAACGUUUGUUCGCAAGUGAUUCACAAAAAUUGGCACCCAGUAAUACUAGAGUAAAAAUAAUACCGUCUAAACAAGCUCCUUCAUCGCAAAAAACCCACAAGAAGUCUGUCGGUUCUCAGUUCAGAGAUUCCUUAAAUUUACUUAUGGCGACUUUAAAUGCUACUACCCCGCACUAUGUAAGAUGUAUUAAACCAAACGAUACAAAAACCGCUUUUGAAUACAACCCUAAAAGAGCAGUACAACAGUUGCGAGCUUGCGGUGUUCUAGAAACCAUAAGAAUAUCUUCCGCUGGAUUCCCAAGUAGAUGGACUUACAUCGACUUCUUCUACAGAUACAGAGUACUGUGUAAAUUCAACGAUAUUAACAGGACCAACAUGCAGAAAACCUGCGACAAUAUUUUAACUCAAUACAUUAAAAACCAGGAUAUGUAUCAGUUUGGUAAAACCAAGAUAUUUUUCCGUGCUGGACAAGUUGCCUACUUGGAAAAACUGAGAGCUGACAAGCUCAAACAAUGUUGUGUUAUGAUGCAGAAGACGGUUAGGGCCUUUAUUUGGAGAAAAACAUAUCUUAGAAUUAAGAGAUGUACCGUUAAUAUACAACGAUAUGGGAGAGGAUUGCUCGCAAGAAGGCUGGCAACGAAAAUACGAAGGGAACGCGCAGCAAAAACGAUACAACGUUACGUGCGAGGCUGGGUAAAACGUGUGCAAUACCAGCGACUAAAACGCUGCACCACCGGGAUCCAGAGUCGCUCCAGAGGCUACUUGGCAAGAAUACGUUUCAUGAAAUUGAAAUACAACGCCAAGGCGAUUAUCAUACAGAAAAACGUGCGAGGAUGGCUGGCUAGACGCGAAAUGCAGAAACGAAAUAAGAGAAUCGUUAUCUGUCAAGCAGCUGUUAGACGAUUUCUGGCUAGAAGGCAGUAUAAGAAGAUGCGCAUCGAAGCGAGAUCUAUUGAGCAUGUUAAAAAGCUCAACAAAGGUUUGGAAAACAAAAUUAUCAGUCUGCAACAGAAAAUACAGGAUCUUAAUAAGAGUAACAACGAGAUGAAGUCGUACCAAAACGAAGUUAAAGAGUUGAAGAAUAGGAUGAUCACAUUUAAGGCGUUGGAAAUUGAGAUUAAGAACCUCAACAAUCUUCUGAUGGAUAAAAAUAAGAAGAUGGAUAAAAUGUCGGAAGAACUACAAGCAGAAAAGGACGACAAAAUGGAUAUUAUCAACGAACAUGAUAAAUUUAAAGAUGAAAUGUUAAAACAACAAGAAUUGUAUGCUCAAGAAACGCUAAAACUACGCAAAGAAUUGGAUAAUAUUAACGAGAUAGUAAAGGUGAACCAAAAGGGAGCCGAAGAGAAUCUUAAAACGCGUCUCGAGGAAGAAAAGAACCUUAUCAUGAAUAAGGAAGACAGCGACAUACAAGCCUACCAAAAACUUCUGCAAGAGUAUCAUUGCCUUGAGCAACAUUGCGAAGAUUUAGAGAAACAAAUACAGCAAAAUCAAAAUCACCAUACUCACAAGAGAAACAUAAGCGAUAUAAGCAGCAUAUCCACUGUCGAUGAGCACUUCUUGAACUCGGAUCUCCCUGAAGAUCAUGGGUAUGGUUCUGUGAGAUCUACGUCUAGUCACAACAGGGAGAGAGUGGAUAACAUCGACUGGAAGACAGACAAUACCAGUGAAUCUCAAACACCUAGUAGCACUAGCGAUACGAAGCAAGAAACAUCGGAACCUCAAGAUCCAGACACUAAAGUCGACCUCGGUCUCGUGCUGAAGCUUCAACACAAACUUUCAGCUAUGGAGCGCGAGAAGCUGCGCAUGCAAAAACGCCUAGACGAGCUCGACAUGUCGCCGAGAGUGGAGCGAGCCGAGACGGCAGCUAAUGACGCCGUUAGGAUUUCGGAGUUGGAGCUUUGCAAUUCCAACCUCAAAGCGCAGCUGAUGGAGCUGAGAAGCAGUAUUAGCGACGGUUCCGAGAAGAUCAAGCUUCAAGAACAGCACCAACUAUUGCAGACCGAGUUGGAUAGGAGGAUUGAAGAGGUGAUUCAAUUGAAGAGCGUUUUGGCCAACCAGACAAAUAAUAUGAAGUCUAUUGUUAAUUCCAACUCGAGAAUGGGAACUCCUAAGAAAAAAGCAGGCGAAUACAUAAACGAGGAUGGAGAACUCACAUUGGCUUACGAAACCCAGAAAACCAUUAACAAGCAACUGGAGUUGGAACUUCAGGAUGAGAAAGCAAAGUACAAAGCCCACGAAAAAGAAUACAAAUACGAAAUCGAAAAGCUUAGGGAAGACAACGAGAGACAGCAACGAAUUUUGUCGGCAAAUCUGACAACAACGUCUCAAUCUCAAAGCGAAAAUUUCAUGCAACACGAAAUCACAAGACUGGCCGCAGAAAAUCUCGAUCUGCACGAUAAAAACGAGAAUUUAACUGUAAGCGUGCAGAAGUUGAAGAAAUACGUUAAAAUAUUAACGAAGAAAAUCAAGGAGGCGGGCUUAGAUUUAGAGGAUACUGUUAAUUUGGAGGAUAAUAACAAUAAAAUUGCUGCCAAGCACAGUAGGGCUAUACCUUCCAUAAGAAAGAAGGAUCGGGAGUAUUUGGGGAUGUUUUCUUAUCCAGAAGGACAGGAGAAUGGUAUUAUGAAGCAUCUGGUCUUAGAACUUAAGCCAAGAACAGCAGUGGCUUUACUGCCAGGCCUACCAGCCUAUAUAAUAUUUAUGUGCAUAAGACACACAGACUACACAAACGACGACCAAAAAGUCAAACUGCUUCUCUCGGCAUUCACCAACUCGGUAAAGAAAGUUAUAAGAAAGAACCACGAGAACUUUGAAUCGAACGCUUUGUGGUUAUCGAAUACUUUGCGUUUGGUGCACAACAUGAAACAAUACAGCGGUGAUAAGGCGUUUCAGGGCAAAAACACGGCAAAACAAAACGAACAAUGUCUGAGAAACUUCGAUUUGUCUGAGUAUAGGCAGGUAUUGUCGGAUAUAGCUGUAUGGAUCUACCAGGGACUCAUCAAGAGUUUCGAGGAGAAAAUACAGCCACUUAUCGUGCCAGCGAUUUUGGAACAUGAGGAAAUUGCUGGUUUAAGUGGUAGCAAGCCCAGUGGGUUUAGAGGUAGACAGAGUAGUGUUUCGAGGGAAUUGGAAAGCCCUGUUAAUAACCAAAAACCUACAACUGCUCUAUUGCAGGAACUUACAAACCAUCAUAAGAUUUUGACAUUCUACGGGGUGGAUCCAGAGGUAAUCUCGCAAGUUUUCAAGCAAAUAUUCUACUUCCUUUGCUCAUCAAGCCUAAACAACCUUCUAUUGCGUAAAGAGCUCUGCAAUUGGUCCAAAGGUUUACAAAUUCGACACAACUUAUCUCACUUUGAGAUGUGGACAAGAGAAAAAUCAAUGGAUGAAACCUCCAUUGAAGUUACCCUUCAGCCAAUAAUUCAGGCAGCUCAAUUACUACAAGCUAGAAAAUCCGAAGAAGAUGUCGGAAGCGUCUCUGAAAUGUGUAGCGCUUUGACACCACUGCAAAUUUGCAAAAUAUUGAAUUUGUACACACCAGUUGAUGAAUUCGAACAGAGGGUGCCGGUUUCCUUCAUCAGGAAAGUGCAGGCUAAGCUGCAGGAGAGACCUCAAAGCCAAGAACAACAGACGCUUCUUAUGGACGUUAAAUUUAGAUUCCCCGUUAGGUUCUACUUCAAUCCAUCGGUCAUUUGUCUGGAAGACAUAGAAGUCCCCGAUACGCUAAAACUGCCUAUGCUAGAAAAAAUAUAAACACCCUUAACUUAUUAGUGAUAAAAAAUCGUUUAAAACGCUUUACCAGACCAGAGUAUAUUUAUAUUAUAGAUUGUUUAAUUAUUUAUUAGGUAUUUAUUACCUACAUAAGUCUAUGUAUACCUUCUACAAUUACAUUGUUGUGUUUCUGUUACCUCUAUUAAAAAGAUAAAAACUAUAUUGCCCUUAGAAAAUGUAUAAACGUACUCUAUUUAGAUUUUUAAUAAAGAUAUUUAAGAGCUAGUCACUGUUAAAUAUAUUUUUAUCUAUAAAAUUACUGAAAUCAAAUUAUUAGGCCUUACUUUUUUUCUUGUAUAGAGAAAUUCUACCAGAAAGUAAUACAAACUAUUUACCAGA